CCUCUUCCUCUCCUCCUCCUCCUCCUCCUCGGUUCUUCUCUCCAUCUCUCGUUUUGUUUUUUUAUGUUCAGUUUUUCCAUCAUGGAGAGCUGGUCGCUGAUCUUCAGGGAUGGGCAGGGCAGCUCUCUGAAAACAAUCUGAAACCCUGAGACCUGUUACUUCUCAACUAUUAUACAGAAGAAAACACUUGAAGGUUACCGAAGCCUUAUUCUCCAAGAGGAACAACAACAUCCACAGGAACUCCUUCAUCUAGUAUUAAAGAAGUACUCAUGAAAUUUUAACUCCAUCAACUCAAGAUCUCCGACGCCCACACUUAAAACAAAAAGCAGAGGCAAUAGAGACUGGAAAACUGGAUCAUCAGACUGGACCAAAACCAAACGAAACACUUGGCAGAAUCUGAGACCCGCAACAAGCCAGAAGAGAUUAGUGAAAAUUGGUAAAGUCCUGUGGAAAAGUUUGAUGGGACAGCUGACAAUAGCCACAUGCCUCUGAGUCCGACCGCUGACACCAAACAUGAUCGCCCGCGGCAACAGGCGGUUACUAACGGCAACCCAACAGGCUCUGCUGUCGCCAGGGACGACGACGGGGAGGACCCGCCCUCUGGAAACAGCGUCGUGGUCCGAAUCGGGAUCCCGGACCUGCAGCAGACGAAGUGUUUGCGGUUGGACCCAGAGUUACCAGUUUGGACCAGUAAGCAGAGGGUUCUGGUGACGUUGACUCAGUCUCUGUCGGAUGUUUUGAACUAUGGUCUCUUCCAGCCGGCGUUCAACGGCCGAGCCGGAAAGUUUCUGGACGAGGAGCGCCUGCUGAAGGAGUAUCCUCUGCCCAACAUCACUCCCAUCCCAUAUCUGGAGUUUCGCUAUAAGAGACGAGUUUACACUCAGAGCUAUGUUGAUGACAAACAGCUGGCAAAGCUUCACACUAAGGCCAAUCUGAAGCGAUUCAUGGAACAUGUUCACCAGAAGAAUGCAGAGAAAGUGGCCAAAUGGUUGGAGAAAGGCCUGGACCCGAACUUCCACGACUCGGACAGCGGAGAGUGCCCUUUGACCCUGGCUGUCCAGCUGGAGGACAGCUGUGAGCUCAUCAAGGUUCUGCGCAGCGGCGGGGCCCACCUGGACUUCAGAACCAGAGACGGCAUCACGGCUCUGCACCGGGCCGUUCUGUGCAGGAACAGCGUCGCCCUGACGACCCUGCUGGACCUCGGCGCGUCGCCGGACUACAAGGACAGCAGAGGCCUGACGCCGCUCUACCACUCUGCCAUGGUGGGCGGCGCCCCCUACUGUUGCGAGCUGCUGCUGCAGGACCACGCCACCAUUGGGAUCACUGAUGAGAACGGGUGGCAGGAAAUCCACCAGGCGUGUCGCUAUGGCAACGUGCAGCACUUGGAGCACCUGCUGUUCUACGGCGCCGACAUGAGUUCCCAGAAUGCCUCAGGAAACACGGCGCUGCACCUGUGUGCCUUGUACAACCAGGACAGCUGCGCCCGGGUUCUGCUGUUCAGAGGAGCCAACAAGGACAUAAAGAACUACAACAACCAGACGGCCUUUCAGGUGGCGAUCAUCGCUGGGAACUUUGAUUUGGCUGAAAUCAUCAAGAUCCACAAAACGUCUGAUGUUGUUCCCUUCAGAGAAACCCCGUCCUAUACCAAGCGCCGCCGGGUCGGCGCCACCAGAACCCCAGCCGGGAACGGCCUGUCGUCUCCUCGCUCUCUGAUUCGCUCGGCCAGCGACAACGCCCUGGAAAGCCCCGCCUCCUCGCCCGGCCCCUCCCUCCAGAGCCUGGAGACGCAUCACGACUCGCACACUCACUCCCUGAGACGCCACCCGCGCCGCCUCAGGUACGCCCCGCUGCAUCCGCACCGCGCUGCGGUCCGACCAGCGCCUCUUACCGGUGUGUCGCCCCGCAGCCCCGGUGGGGGGGGCCACAUGGAGACCAGCCCGCCCUCCUCGCCCCCCCACACGCCGCAGAUGAGGAAGAGGAGGCUCUACAGCGCUGUGCCGGGACGCACCUUCAUCGCCACACGGUCCCACGUCCCUCAGGGGCCCGGAGAGAUCCAGCUGCACCGGGGCGAGCGGGUCAAAGUGCUGUCGAUCGGCGAAGGAGGCUUCUGGGAGGGAACGGUGAAGGGCAGAACCGGCUGGUUUCCUGCCGACUGCGUGGAGGAAGUCCAGAUGAGACAAUAUGACCCGCGAUUGGAGACGAGAGAGGACCGAACGAAGCGGCUGUUCAGACACUACACCGUGGGCUCCUACGACAACUACACCUCCUACAGCGACUAUGUGAUCGAGGAGAAGACGGCUGUGCUGCAGAAGAGAGAAAGCGAAGGAUUCGGCUUCGUCCUGCGAGGAGCUAAAGCUGAGACGCCCAUCGAGGAGUUUGCUCCCACGCCGGCGUUUCCUGCUCUGCAGUACCUGGAGUCUGUGGAUCAGGGGGGCGUGGCCUGGAGGGCGGGGCUAAGGACCGGAGACUUCCUGAUAGAGGUGAACGGCAGCGACGUGGUGAAGGUGGGUCACCGCCAGGUCGUCUCUCUGAUCCGGCAGGGAGGAAGUCGCCUGCUGAUGAAGGUCGUCUCGGUUUCCAGGAAGUCAGAAACCAACCUGAUCAGGAAGAAAGCUCCGCCCCCUCCGAAGCGAGCCCCUAGCACGUCGCUGACGCUGCGGUCCAAGUCCAUGACGGCCGACCUGGAGGAGAUCGCCAGGAGGCGCCGUUACGAGAAACUGGACGAGAUGCUGGCCGGAGGUCAACAGGAAGUGGUUCUGAGGGCCCGCCCCUCCGAUGACUUCAGGGCGGCGACGGUCAAGCAGCGGCCGAUGAGCCGACGCAUCACGCAGGCGGAGAUCAACUCCCUGUUUGAGCGCCAGGGUCUGGUCCCGCCCUCCGCCCCGGAGAAGAGCACCAUGCCGCUGCCCAGAGGGAUGUCCAGAACCAAGAGCUUCGGCACGCCGGACGACGACAGGAUCUCGGCUCUGAUCCACGAGAGCCGUUUCCCUCGCAGCUCGUCUCUGACGGACGGCUCCAUCCCGCCGCCCCCUCAGACGGCUCCGCCCCCGCCGCCGUCCCCCUCUGCGCUGUACCUGUUCGACUCCGGCCCGCCGCCGUCCUUCCUGCCGCCGCCGCCGCCGGCCCGAGGCGAGGGCCUGACUCGCUCCAGCUUCAAGCCGGGGGCAGAGCCGCGGCUGCAGGAGCUGUCGGACGCCAGGAGCCACGCCCACGCCGAGCGCCAGCGCAAAGCGCGGUCCAUGAUCAUCCUGCAGGACACGCCACCGCCGCAGCCCGACGGACACGCCGCCGGCGCCUCGCUCCACACCGCCACGCAGACCUCCACACUGUCCCUCCACAGCACCAGCCCCGCCCUCGGACACUCGCCGCUGUCCCGUCGCCGGGGACGACCGAUAGAAAACCCGUACGCCAACGUGGGACAUCAAGCUGCGCCCAACAAGCCCCAGAGGAGGAAGUCUCCUCUGUUGAAACAACUUCCUGUUGAGGAGCAGGGUCUUGGGAUCAAAGACGAUCCAUGCAAACCCGACGGCGGCGGACUGAUGAGCCCGAGCCGAGCCGAGCUGUACCAGCAGCAGGUUCUGUCCGAGCGCGCCCGAGUUCAGGGUCGCCGCUCCUCUCUCUUCCUGUCUGUGGAGGGGGCGGGGUCGGACAGCCAGGCUCCGCCCCUCCUGACCCAGAGCCACUCCAUGGACGACCUGGGCGAGCUGCCGCCUCCGGCGCCGGUCCUGUCGCCGUCACCGACGCCGCACACCUUCCUCCACCCACUGACGGGGAAACCUCUAGGUCAAACCCAUUUUCAUUUUGGGGUCACGAAUGUUCUUAAAGGGCCGGCGGUAUAGAAUAUUAUUAAUAGAUGUCUCUGCAUUCGAUAAGUAAAUGAAAUGAUACUGAACAUCUCUUCACAUUGACCACGUCCUCCAGGAUUUCAUUGUUUUGGCCAUUUUUGAAAUUAGUUUUGUGGAGUAGAAAUAUUAGUGAUAUUUCCGCUAAUCAAUCACAGUCUAUAACUUGACAUCAAUUAAGACGAUGCAGCAGCGGCGUUAAAGAAAUACCACCACCUGCAGGUGGGAGUUAGUAUCACUUAAACCAAAUGGUUUUUACCAAUUUUUGUAGAAAAUUUGCAAUAAACUCACAACACAAUUAUCCAUUAAUGCAAAAACAAAUAAAAAAAUGCAACGAUCUGUUGAUUUUGCAGAAAAACUGGAGGAACUUACAUUUGGCAGCAGAUAAAAACUGCUUUGAUUUGACUGAUGUAAUUUUAAGGGUUCUACUUAUGAGUCUAGAGGGCCACAAAAGACACUGUGGCGGACCGGAUUUGGCCCCCGGGCCCUGAGUUUGACACCUGCUUUAGUUGUUUCAGACAAAAGCUCCAAUAUUUGACCGCAUGGUUUUAGUGUGAGGGAUUUGAGGAAAACAUAUCUAUGUAUUAAAAUAUAAAAUAUUGAUUUCUUUUUAAAUUUAAAGUUUAAUGCUGAGAAACAUUAGACUCUGCUCACAUGGGAGCGUUUCCAGAAAUGUUUUCAUCCCCACAGAAACACAGAAAACAACAUAAAAUGCUUGUUUUACUCCACCACACCUGUAGGUGGCGCUAAUCAUUGAGUACAGGCCAUGAAACUUCCUCAAACGGUUAGCGGUAAACACGAGAACGGAGAACAACAAAGCGUGAUGAACAGAGGAUUUCAUGAACUUGAAAUGAGCGGAAACAAAACAAUUAUCUGCCAUUAUUGUUGUUAUUUAUGAGGCAUUUUCAAUUUUUGUUGUGUAACUCGAUUAAAACAUUAUUUCAAAAAAUUAUUUAUGGUUCCCUAAUACUGCGUUUCCGUGGAGAUGGGGCCUAAAUGUAGGUUUAGAUUCGUUUUUUGCACUGUAAAAACGCAAAAUCUCUCCAAGUAUCGUCGGUUGUUUACUUUAGUUUGUACAUUUGAAGUAAGACCAAACUUAGAAACUAAAUCAAAAGCACUUCGUAAGAUCUUGUGUUAUUAAAAUAUUGUAAACUGGGUAUGGGAAAAUGUUUUCUACUGCGAGUGAAGAAACAGCAAAACUCCUUUAAAACAGCGCCUCCUACAGGAGAACAUAUAACUACAUCCAUACUCAAUUUGCAAAGGCAAAAAAUCCUUAAAGACCCAUAAAAAAGUUGCUACUUAGGUUUUGUCAUUUUAACUUAUAUUAGUUAAUAUACAGUCAUGCUCACCAUUAUUGGCACCCCUUCAUGAUUUGCAUAGCUGAGUGAAUAUCUUCAGAAAUAAAUGGAAAUGUUCGAAAAUUAUAUCAGCAGGAUCUUUCAAUUUGAGGUCCAAAGUAAUUUAACUAAGACAAUUACCAUUUCAACAUAAAUAUUUUAAUUCCAAAGGACAAAACAGAAAACCAGCAUGUGCACUAAUAUUGACACCUCUCUUUAAUAUUUGGUUGCGCAGCGUUUGGCCUCCAAACGUUUCUUAUAUUCAUCUAUAAGCUUCUUGCACGUCUCUGGCGGCAUUUUCUCCCACGGUUCUUUUGCAAUAUGCUCAAGCUCUUGUACAUUUGCAGGGUUCUUUUCUCCAAUGGCAGAUUUCAGCUCCACCCAAAGAUUUUCAAUUGGAUUGAGAUCAGGACUCAUUGCUUUAAAACAGUCCAUUUUUCCCUUUCAACCAGGCCUGUGUGCUUUGGGUCGUUGUCUUGCUGGAGGACCCAGGAUCUUCGCCGCAAACCCAGUUUCCUUACACUGGGCAAGACAUUUCGCUCUAGAAUUGCUUGAUAAUCUUCUGAUUUCAUGAUGCCUGUGAUACGGUCAAGGCCUCCAGUACCAGAUGCCGCAAAGCAGCCCCACAGCAUUAUGGAUCCUCCACCAUGCUUGACUGUUGGUAUGGUGUUCUUUUCUUUAAAGGCUUCUUUGCGCCGUCUGUAAACAUAUUGUUUGUGUGAUUUACCGAAAAGCUCCACUUUUGUUUCAUCUGUCCAUAAAACGUUGUCCCAGAAGGAUUGAGGUUUGUCCAGGUUCUCUUUUGCGAAGAUCAAACGUUCUUUUUUAAGUCUUUUCUUCAGCAAUGGGGUCGUCCUUGGCCUCCGCCCAUAAAGCCCCACUUUGUUUAGUGUGCGUCGUACGGUACUUGUUGAAACAAUCACACCAGACGGCUCCACGUUGGUCUUUAGAUGUUUGACGUGGUGUUUUUUCCUCCAUUCGCACCAACCGUCAAAGACUUCUGUCAUCAAUUUUUCUCUUCCCCCCACGUCCAGGGAGGUUCUUGACCGUUCCAUGCCUGGAAAACUUCUUAACAACAUUACGCACCGUUGAAGCAGGGAUACCAAGGCCUUUGGAGAUGGUUUUAUACCCUUUGGAGGUCUUGUGCUAGCAAAUAAUAGCAUUUCCGAUGUCCUCACAGCUCCUUCGUCUUUACCAUUGUCACAUGUGGAGAUGAACUAACAAGUGGCUUUUAAAGCACCAACAUGAUUAUUCAUUGGUGUCACAUGUGUGGAGGCAGUCCAUCACAAGUGAUCUUUAUGUGUGAUGUCAACAGGUGAGCCAAACUGGGUUUUCAUAUUGAUUUGCAGCAAAGGGUGCCAAUACCAUUGGCAUGGUAAAAAUGAUGUUUUUCAUAAUGUUUCUCUUUUUAAAUGUUCUUUAUCAUUUGCUGUUUUGCUUCAGCAGUAAAAUGUUGUUUCACUUGAUGAAAUUCCUUCAGUAAAUAUUCCAUUAUAUGUACUUAAACUUCAUGGGUGCCAAUAAUGGUGAGCAGGACUGUAGUAAAUCUUGUCAAGUUCUUUAACACAUGCAGUUGUUGCCAUCGAUUCAUAGAAGAUCUUCAAAUUAAAAACAAAAAGCAGAGUGGGACCGAGGACACGGCCUUGAUGCACUCCAUGAAUAUAACGGCUAAAUGAAACAGAUUACAGACUAAAUGGAGCUCAGAAAACAAUUCAGCGCUGCUUUUUCAGCAACAUGUGAUAUUCAAAUCCAGUCCUGAUUAAACGUUUCCCUGUUUUUUGUUUCCUCAGAUCCAUCGUCUCCACUCGCCUUGGCUCUCGCCGCGAGAGAGCGAGCGCUCACGGCCCGAACGCCGAGUCCCGAGCCUCGAAUCAAACACUCCUC
Molecule: messenger RNA, 7063 nt
Organism: Poecilia reticulata (guppy)
Lineage: Eukaryota; Metazoa; Chordata; Actinopteri; Cyprinodontiformes; Poeciliidae
Source: RefSeq, a predicted model, not a curated record